This is a messenger RNA of Sebastes umbrosus (honeycomb rockfish), 3801 nucleotides long. RefSeq names its product DAB adaptor protein 1a (gene dab1a). The transcript is spliced from 23 exons. Gene Ontology annotation, biological process: lateral motor column neuron migration; ventral spinal cord development. Bases 797 to 2665 code for a protein of 622 amino acids. Lineage: Eukaryota; Metazoa; Chordata; Actinopteri; Perciformes; Sebastidae. The record is from RefSeq and is a predicted model, not a curated record.
ACAUUACUUGGACAAACCACAGCUGGAGAAUGACAAGAAAGGGCGGUGUGAGAGAGAGAGAGAAACGGGAUGACAUGCAUUGGUCGGAAUUGAACCAGGCUGCCGCCAAUGACUCAGCCUAUAUGGGGUGAACACUCGACCAGAUGAAAGCAAUGCCUCCUGGUUACUGAAACAUGACAAAUCAGAGGGAGAGUGGAAGAAAAGCCAUUCAUCAAAAAGUUGGGAGUUGACAACUGUGUUUUGUCGCACGUAGGUCAGUUUUUGAGGCCCAGAUGCUGUGGAGGCAACGAUGCUCCUUUUACUUCUGACGAACAUUGCAAGCCUGAUACAAAAGGCACACCCCCCCAAGGCAAUGGUAGGGGAAACACUGAGUACUCAACAUUGCCUAAAGUGAGACUUGAACACGCAUCCGCUGGUAUUGUGAUCAGAGCUAUUAAUCAGUGGAAAAGCAGACAGACGCUCUGUAUUGCUUCGCUCCGGUGCCGGUGCUCCUGUCUGCUUCUCGAUGCUGGGGGCACGCUGACCGUCAUCUACUGUGCACUUUCCGACUUUGAGGAGCAUUGAUAUGGACACCAGGUGUGGUGACGUCCAGCUCUCUGUGGGUGUGUGUGGGAUGUUGUGUCAGGGCUGAAGCCCGUCCCUCUCCCAUGAGCCCGUGUGCCCACACACACACCUGGCGCCUCCACGCACACACCCGGCGCCCACGCACGCACAGCCGGCACUGACGCUGUGAACUGGACCCUCGGAGCCCAGCGGAGCCAAGCGGAGCGGAGUCUAGCCCAGUUGGAGCCUGAGGAUGUCAACAGAGACAGAGCUACAGCCAUCGGUCAGGCCCAGCAGCGUCAGACGGGACUCCAAGAGGAAAGGGCAGGAUCGCAGCGAGGCGGCUCUCAUCAGGCGUUUUAAGGGCGAUGGCGUCCGCUACAAGGCCAAGCUCAUCGGCCUGGACGAGGUCACUGCCGCCCGUGGAGACAAACUCUGCCAGGACUCGAUGAUGAAGCUCAAGGGUAUAGCUGCAGGAGCGCGGUCUAAAGGAGAUCACAAACAGAAGGUGUUUCUGACCGUCUCCUUCGGGGGGAUCAAGAUCUUUGAUGAGAAGUCAGGGGUCCUCCAACACCACCAUGCGGUCCACGAGAUCUCCUACAUCGCCAAGGACAUCACGGACCACCGAGCCUUUGGCUACGUCUGCGGGAAGGAAGGGAACCACCGCUUUGUGGCGAUCAAGACCGCGCAGUCGGCUGAGCCGGUGAUCCUGGACCUGCGGGACUUGUUCCAGCUCAUCUAUGAGAUAAAGCAGAGAGAGGAGAUGGAGAAGAAGGCCCAGAAAGACAAGCAGUGUGAGCAGGCGGUCUACCAGACAAUACUGGAGGAGGAUCUGGAGGACCCGGUCUACCAGUACAUUGUGUUUGAGGCGGGACACGAGCCCAUCCGUGACCAAUCAGAAGAGAGCAUUUAUCAGGUUCCCACCAGUCAGCAGAAGGAAGGGGUCUAUGACGUCCCAAAGCGACACCCAAACGGACAUCAAAACUCUCCCCACCACCAUCAUCAUCAUCAUCAUCAUCAUCAACAACAUCAUCAACAACAUCAUCAUUCUCAUGAUCAGCCCCUCCAACAAGAACAACAACCGCAGCAGCCGGCAGUGGCAGAUCUGAUAGACUUAGACCUGGAUAUCGUGACUCAGAAUAUCAACCAGUUAGAGAUCUUUGGAGACAUGUCCACACCUCCUGACAUCACCUCUCCAUCGACCCCCGCCUCUCCAGCAAACACCCUCGACCCCUCGCUGGGCCUGCAGCCUCCCACGGAACUGUUUGCCUCCUUCAAUCCUGCGUCUGUGCCCUCAGGUUAUGUGACGAUGGGAGCGGUCCCUCCCGGCCACUGGUCCCAGCAGGCGUUUGCCGCCCAGACACCGCUGGCCUUCGGGGUCCAGUCUCCUCUCGGCGCGGUGGCCCAGGUGCUGCCGGGCGGCCAGCCUCUCAUCUGGGGCCAGGCCAACAUCUUCCCCGCCACCCAGCAGCAGUGGGCAGCCAUGGCAGCCGGAGCCUUCCCCCCCACAGCCUACCUCCCCGCCCCGGGCACUCUGCCCGCCGCCAUGUUCCAGACUCUCACCCCCGUCACGACCGUGACUCCAGCCGGCGAGAGCCAUUCGUGUGCUGGAGCCGGCGCCUCGGCUCCCUCCCCUUCUGCGUCGUCGAGUCCGCAGCACGGGGAGAGGAGGAAGAUGGGCAAGGAGAUGUUCAAGGAUUUCCAGCUGGCGAAGCCUCCGGCCAUGCCGGCGAAGAAGGGCGAACAGCCCGGCUUAGCAGGAACCUCAGAGGCAUUCAGCUCUUACUUCAGCCGUGUGGGCACGGCCCAGGACACGGACGACUGUGAUGACUUUGACAUUUCUCAGAUGAACCUGACACCGGUCACCUCCACGACACCAUCCACCAACUCACCGCCCACCCCGGCUCCCAGGCAGAGCUCCCCCUCCAAGUCCUCAGCCUCCCAUGUCAGUGACCCCCCCACCGACGCCACAGACCCCCCCACAGACGACUCGUUCGGGGAAGCAGAGGGCAGCCCUAGUCGCAGUGGAGAGGAAGAUGCUGCGUGUGGUUCUGGGUCGCCCUGCCCCAGUGAGACAGCAGAGCCCAGCCCAGACCAGGCCAGUCCAGAGGCUGGGAGCUAGAUAGCAGCAGGGCAGGAAGGGGAAGGACCCGCUCUACGCCCGGAUCAACAAAGGGAAGAAAUAAAGAGACACACAGGAAGACGGACCUGACCAGCACUGAGAGAACCGGAGGAGAAUCCUCACCAUGUGUGUGUGUAUGUAUGCGUGUAUGUAUGUGUGUGUGUGUGUGUGUGUGUGUGUGUGUGUGUGUGUGUGUGUGUUUGGCACAUCUCCCUGCCUGGCCAAGCCCUUCUUCUCCUCCUCCUCCUCUUCCUCCUCUGGCUAACAACCUCCCAGGAGGAGCCUCCACGCUCCUCCUCCUCCUCCUCCUGAGAGCAGAGAGCCCUCUCGGUCAUUCACUCCAGGCAGGAGGGAUAUCAAUCACUGAGACGGAUCCAGCUCUCCCUCCACUGCGCUGUCUUCUCCUCUUCCUCCCUGUGGCGACUCACACCCAGCCUUAACCUGCUCCUCCUCCUCCUCCUCUCUCUCCUCCCCUCCCUCCUUCCUCCUCCUCCUCUCUCCUCCUGUGUCUGGCCAGAGACUGAGCUGCCAAGGAGGGACUGAAUCAAGCAGUGCCUCCCUGUCUCCCGACACACACACACACACACACACACACACACACACACACACACACACACACACACACACACACACACACACAAACACACACACACGCUCAUAGAGUGACCAUCUUUGGUUUUUAGCGGACAGAAUGUGUAGCGAGGAGAUCCCACAGGAGGAGCUGGACUCUUAACGAGCCUAUCAGGGAUGGCCCGUCACUGGGAUCACUGCUUCUGAUUGGUCGGUUGGUUUCGGGCGUUGUCUUACCCCCAUUCUUGUGAGUGUCUGCUGGAUCACUAUGCAGAAACAGACUCUCUGGGAGCUACUCACACACCAAAUACACACAGCUUACAUACACACACACACACACAGUCAUCUCUCACCCUCUCUAACACACACACACACACACACACACACACACAGUAAUUUGCCAAACGUCUCUCCUCGCAGACAGACUCUAGAGGCCAGAGGACCGGACACACUGAGGAAUGGACCCUGAGAGGGAAGUGAUUCUGUGAUCGAACUCUUCAUUCUCUAUAGCUUUUGUACAAUACCGAUUAAAAAAAAAACAAAACAAAAAAGAAGAAAUUGAAAAA